GGUGAUGGGUUUGUCUGGCAGUGCAGAACAUGGCGAUCUGGUUAUGAUGAUGUCCUUGUUAAAAAAUCUAUGGUUGAGUAUGCCUCAAUUCCUAAUCUCCAUAACAAUGGCCGCUACUUCGUUUCUCACUGUCAAGGUUCUCUUUCCUCUCCAUAGAGGCGUAAUUGUCCGUGUGAUGAUGAUGUGCUUCAUUCACGGUGUUUUGCCGGGUAAUCCCGAAGCGGCAAAAAUUGCCGAUGGUGUUAUAAUGCAAAUAUGCGACCCUCGACGCAUAUGGGAUCCCGGAAUCACAGCAGAAGCAUUUGUCGUGAAGAUCUUCAACAACGUCUUUGGAGCAAUGGGUUUCUUCUAUGCGAUGUGGAGUCAAGGUGUGUGGAGUUUCAAACAAAUAAUGCCCACAAUGCAUACAUAUCACACUCGUGUAAGAUGGCCAAUGAAGAAGAAACAUAACAUGUUUAACUACAUGUUAGUAAAAGGAUCGACAAAUUCAAGAUAUAUUGCAACCGCGUUAUGCAGAUCUUGGAGACAAGCAAACCUUAAUCGAAGAAACAGUCCAUGGAAACUAUCAUGGAGAAAGAGGCAAUUCGGAGAUGAAGAUGAAGUGAUAAUAAGCAAUUAUAUAUGGAAGAAAAUCAGAAGAUGGCUUAUACCAUAUCCUCAACAAUUGGUUUUAAUUACAAUCAAGACCAUUGAUAUCUCUUUUUGUAUGAGAGUUUUGAUCAAUCCGAAGGUAUUGCGAUGUAACAGAUGAAUCGCUGCCUAUGAUUUUUGAAUGCGUUACCGGUAUUUCAUCAGUCAAAAGAAGAUGAUUCCCAAGCAAGAAAGUCACACCAGAUUGACGAAAAUGACAAAGAUGAUAAAGUAUUUCGCAACGCGUAAUUUGCUUUAUAAUAUUUU
Camelina sativa (false flax) is the source of this 897-nucleotide messenger RNA. RefSeq lists its product as uncharacterized. The record is from RefSeq and is a predicted model, not a curated record. Lineage: Eukaryota; Viridiplantae; Streptophyta; Magnoliopsida; Brassicales; Brassicaceae.